Larimichthys crocea (large yellow croaker) is the source of this 2608-nucleotide messenger RNA. RefSeq lists its product as uncharacterized. The transcript has 3 exons. NCBI's taxonomy places the organism in Eukaryota, Metazoa, Chordata, Actinopteri, Sciaenidae. The annotation marks the transcript as partial. The record is from RefSeq and is a predicted model, not a curated record.
UGCUCACUUUUGAUUCUAACAUAAAUUAAAUGUCUCUGUUCUAUUGUAGCUGACCAAAGAAAUGCUUGAGUACCACGAAGAUUGUUCACUUUCCACUAACGGCAUCAGUGAAGAGGAGUAUGUCCCAGCAUCAUCAGAGGCCAGUUCAGAUGAAUACUCUGAACAAAAUAGUCCGAAGCAAAGACCAAGCACUUUAAAAUCGAAAAAGAAGCGAGGUAAGAAAGCCAGUGUGCAUUUCAGAUUAGAGGAAUCAGAUGAACCAAGACUGAAAACAAAGAAACGAUACAACAGAAGUGACAGUUCUAGUGAAGAAGAGGAAUCAGGUGAAUCAAGAUACAAAAAGAGUAUUAAGACAAGCACAAGUUCUCGAGUAGAAGCUGACUCUGCAUCAAUCAGAAGAAAAAAAAUUAGAAAGACUUACACAAAAUUGAAAAAAUCAGCUGACUCUGUCUCAGUUGAGAAGAGUGAGUCUCUGGUUAUAGCUUGUGUUCCAAAAUUAACUGGGUCCAAGAAAUACCACCAGAAGAGAAACUUCUGUCUUUACUGUAGGGAACCGCAAUUAAAAAUUGCACGCCACCUCGAACGUAAACACGGGGAUAAAAGGGAAGUUGCUAGUGCAGUGGCUCUUGCAAAGAACUCCAAAGAAAGGAGAAAUCAGCUGGAUCUCCUUCGCACAGGGAAAUCGGGCACACAACAUUGAUGCGCUGACAAAGGGAGAAGGGACGCUGGUACCUUGUAAACAAAGUGAUGACAAGAGCAGUCCAAAAGACUAUCAGCACUGCUUUGCAUGCUUUGGGUACUUCAAGCGCAAGUCCCUGUGGAGGCACGCAAAACGGUGCUCACUUGCUCAAAGUGUUCGCCGAACACUACCUGGUAAAACAAGAAUACAGACACUCUGUGCUUCUGCUCAACCUGUACCCAAAGAUGUGAACAUGAAGGUAUGGGCCCUCGUGAAUGGCAUGACUCAUGAUGAAAUUUCAGAUACAGUAAAAGAAGACCAAUAUAUAAUGAAGGUUGGAGAGAAAAUGUACAACCGGCAACGUGAAACUGCCUCUCAACAUGACAAUGUUCGGCAAAUUAUGCGAGGUCUGGGGAGACUCGUGAUCCUAGGAAGGACGGUGACCCCUCUGAAAAGGAUGGAGGAUUAUAUCAAUCCACAACACUUUCACCAUGUGAUUCGUGCUGUCAAAGAAGUAGCUGGCUUUGAUGAAAAGAGGAACAAGUUUGAGAAACCCACCCUAGCCACAAAGCUAGGGCAAAGCAUCCAGAGAGUUGCAGACAUCAUGGAGGCUGAAGCUCUUUCAUCCCAGAAUAAUGAAAAGAAGCAGGUUGUCCAAGAGUUUAGACGCAUGUACUCUCUUACCUGGAAUGAGAUGAUCUCUUCUGCUGCAUACCGUACACUUGAGGAGAAGAAAUGGAACAAACCGAAGCUCAUUCCGUUAGCAGAGGAUGUGAAAAAAAUGCACAUGUACAUGACUGACAAGCAGAAAGAAUAUUACAGGCAGUUGUCGGAUGAGAAAAACUCAAGGAAUUGGAGCAGUCUUGCCAAAGUAAUAUUGGCACAGAUAAUCCUUUUCAACCGAAGGAGAGAAGGCGAGGUCUCUAAGAUGCGUUUAGAAGCAUUUAUCACCAGGGACAACUCCCCAUUUAAUGAAGACAUUGGUGAAGCGCUGACAGCAUUGGAGAAAAGGCUCUGCCAGCAUUUUGAACGUGUGGAAAUUCGAGGGAAGCAUGGCAGGAAGGUGCCUAUCAUCCUUACUCCAGCAAUGGUGCAAUCUCUGGAGCUACUUGUGGAAGAGAGAAGCUCAUGUGGAGUAGGUGAAAACAUCUACUUAUUUGCCAGAGCAGGCUUUGAAACAAGGCUUAGGGGGUCUGACUGCAUCCGUGAGUUGGCUAAAAACUGUGGGGCCAAAAAACCUGAAGCUCUGUCAUCAACAAAACUAAGAAAACAAGUAGCCACUCUGUCAAGAGUACUAAAUCUAAAUGACACUGAACAAGAUCUUUUGGCAGACUUUCUGGGACACGACAUCAGGGUACACAGGAAGUUCUACCGCCUCCCUGAAGGAACUUUGCAGUUGGCAAAGAUUAGUAAGGUACUGAUGGCCUGUGAACAGGGCAGACUGGCAGAGUUCAAGGGGAAAGGUCUUGACCAAAUCUCAAUCAGCCCCAAUGACCAAUCUGAAAUAAUGGAAGAAAGCUCGGAGGUGUCAUCUGAAUAUGAAGAUCAUCCAGCUGCUCCAGCAGGAGCUUCAGGCCCGCUUGCCGUCUUCCCCGUCAGCGCCCAGCUGCGUUUUGUAGACAGGACCGUAUCUUCUUGCACCACAGUAGGACCCCCCCCCUGUUUGAGCUGUUCCCCGCUUACGACCGUGCACCUCUUCGUGUCUCGCACCGCCCCGUGCCACUGCGCCCCCCCCGGGCGGUUGCUUUCGUCCUGCCUGUUUCGCCGCCGCGGCCUUUCUCAGGGCUCCCGGCGACCCCCUGUCGCUUCCCCCCUCCGCGUGCAUGUGCCUUCUCCGGACGUCCCUCCCAUUUUCGCGCACUACCUCAGUUUCCCCAUGUGUCUGCCUCACGCCCUCCCGACGGCGUUACCCGGAAGCGAGAGCCUCCC